CUCUAUUUUGAUCUAAUCCUGUUACAGAUUUAAAGCACUGGAGGGCAAUCUGGUAGUUCAAGGUCACGCUCGGCAUGUUCUCAUUUUUCCUGUCAAGUUAGGGAGCUGUUUCUUUUUCCAUUCUUUAGUAUUCUAAAUAAUAAAUAAAACACUUGUUCUAAAAGCUUUCAAGCCAUACUUUAUUCUUGGAACCACUUACUGUGCCUUCAGAUCACAUUCAAUAUAUUUUCGGAACAGAUGUCAUCGUUACAGUAUCUGGCAUUAGCUUACAUGUUAAAUCCCUGGUCAAGCGCUUAUUGACUACUUUGACGAUCCUGAAUUUAAAUGGAUUUAACAUUUCCAAGUCAUACAUUCUAUGGUGUUGAGUUCCCGGCAGUGGUAAAUAAUGUAGAGACUGCUAUUGAAAUGCUUGGUGGACUCAGUCAAAUAUCUGAGGUAUUCGCUGACGAAAAACGUCGUUUAAAUCUCUCUUUUCGUCCGCAUAUGGUGUAUUCAAAGCCUGCUUGUGGAGAUGGUCGUUCGUCCAACUCAUUUAUUAUACGUAUUCAACGUCUUAGGAACAAGGUAACAGGCGAGCUCAAAUUAGUUCCUGUUAUUCUGGGACGCGUAACUCGGGUUUAUAAAUUCGAUGCGAUGGCUGAUUUUCAGUUCGGUCCAUUUGAGCGUGUUCCGACUACAGAUACAAGUGAAGCAUCCAAAGUCAUUCCACCUAAUUACAAAAUAUUCUACAAUGAUCUCAUAAUCAAGGAUCCAACAACAAUGAUUGAUUCUUAUUUAUCUCGUGAUAUGCCAUUGUAUCUCCCACCGGUCCUAUUUAGUCGCCAAGAUACUCCAAGUUUUUAUAAUUUUGCCCCUCGUUAUCGCACGACUGAGUACAUUCAACUUGAAGAAAAGAGUCAUAAAAUGCCAGUUUCAAGAAAGGCCCGACCGACGUUUGGAUAUCUAGUGAACUUGGAUGAUGUAACUCCUACUUCUCCUAGGCCUGGAGCGAUACAACGUGUAAUAAAUCUUGGGCUAUCUGCUAUUCAAGUAAAGGAUGAAAUUCAAAAACUCUUCGAUGAGCGACCGAUUUGGUUGCGUCCAGCAUUGGCUUACCACAUGCCUGGAGAUACUCGAUUGGUCUAUUUUACUCAGAUACUUCCUUCUGUAGCUUACUAUAUGAUUCGUGGACCAUGGAGUCGAGCUUGGAUCCGGUAUGGUUAUGAUCCUCGCAAAGAUCCCGAAGCUCGCCGUUAUCAAGUAAUUGAUUUUCGAGUACAAGCUUAUAUGGUUGUACGUAAAUUAUUAUGUCAUUCUUCAUCGAGGAAACGUAUGCUAUGCACGGAUGCCAAUAAACGAGUCUUAGCGGAUUGUCGUAAAUCUUAUGAAUCAGUACAUUCCAGGGAGGAUAGUUUCUGGGACGAACUUUUGAAUAGCUCGAAGAAAUCUCAAGAAGAUAAUAUCGACUACGAUGGAAAUGAUGAAUUAGAUCCGACUAUUAUAGAUGAUGCUGAGGAUGACGAUGGUGAUGACAGAAUACAAAAAAAUUUAGGCAAGGUUGCAGAUUAUCGUUUUGGACCUAAUAACUGGCCAACUACACAUCAAGUCCGUUAUUGUCUCUCAGAUAUAGAAAUUCCUGAGGUACAAGCGAUGUUAGAAGAAGUACCUGAGCGAACUGAAAUUGACCCAGUAGAUGGCUGGCUCCAACCUGGAGGUAUCAAAAGAAUACGUGAUCUUUUAGGGCAAUAUUUGAAAAAGUGGAUAUCUGAAUCAGACCCAACACAUACAGAUAGUGGUGCUGAGUAAUAAUACUCCAUGUUGCAUUAUCUCUUGCUUUAAUGUAUCAUAAUUUUGCAUUUCGUCCAGAAUUUUUUUGUUUUAUUCAAAAAGUAAUAAUCUUUUCUUUCAUACCGUUAUAACAGUUUUCACUUAACAUUAUGUGCUUGUUUCUAUUUUUCUUCUUUGCAUAGAGUUUUCUUCUUAUCAUCCGUAUACUUUGUUAUACAUUCUAGUUAGGAUAUAUUUUGUCUCUCAGUUCAAUAUCUUUAUUUAGUGGUGUAAUUUCUGAUGGAAAUUUACUUUAUUCGUAUUGCCUUCACAGUUUUUCUCACUGUUCAUUAUUUUUUUUAACUGCAAAGGUUCCUGUGUAAUUUCCACUGUAAAAGAUUAUAGUUAAAUGUGUUUUGUUUAA
This is a messenger RNA of Schistosoma guineensis, 2170 nucleotides long. The record is from the annotation of a GenBank genome assembly. Lineage: Eukaryota; Metazoa; Platyhelminthes; Trematoda; Strigeidida; Schistosomatidae.